AUGUCUGGGCUGGUUACAAGCACCAAGUCAAGUAAGCUUUAUUUCGACUAUUCUGCCACAAAUGAAGUGUCGCCCUACCAUCCGCCGUUCCCCUUCCGACUGCCUCAAAAUACGCAGCGUCGAAUGGCAGAAAUAGCCAUAUCUGAAUACACAGUCAAUAGCCUGCUCUACCAUGCACACAGGACAAACUCGCUCUUAUUCCACGCCGACUCUCACACUCCUGGUCUCGGAAAUAUACUUAAGACUACUUGCACUGUUGAUGAAGUGUGUCUUUCUGAUCAGGUGGAAGAGAUAGGUAAGGCCUACCCAGGGCAGAGGCUGGAGAUCAUAAUAAGAACCACACAACCUCCCACGGUUCGUUUCUAUCAAGAUGAAGCGAGGCUAAGCCUGGAUGGACGAUGUUUAUUCUUCUUAGAAGGUACUCGACGAAAAAUUGGUGUGAUUCCCUUUUCGAUAGAAGCCCUAAUUCGACUACAAACUGUUGGAUCAGUACUGAAAGGGAGAAUCACUAUAACAAAGUUCUCUUUCAACAGAGGCGCUGAUUUCUUUGGUUUGUCUGUCGAAGACUUAGACGGAUUGCGGAAGACAACGAAAACGGCUAUUGAGAACAUGACAAAUGGCAUCCUAGGCAAUGGAAUCCCCUUGUCAGCUUCAAACAUAGUCUCAUCUCUUCGACUUUCCGCCAUUCACGUCUCUGUUGCCCCUGGAGCUGCACUUCUGCAAGCCAACGUUGACCUCUACAGCUCAUUCUACAACCACAGCUAA
Molecule: messenger RNA, 765 nt
Organism: Haemonchus placei
Lineage: Eukaryota; Metazoa; Nematoda; Chromadorea; Rhabditida; Trichostrongylidae
Source: the annotation of a GenBank genome assembly